This is a messenger RNA of Porites evermanni, 4399 nucleotides long. The record is from the annotation of a GenBank genome assembly. Lineage: Eukaryota; Metazoa; Cnidaria; Anthozoa; Scleractinia; Poritidae.
AUGGAGUCCAAAUCACAUUUCACCAAGUUCUCCAAUAAAGAAUCAUUGGUGAUCUUUGCUACGUCGUUGUUCCUCGUCGGGUUGAUAUUUGUGAGGAUAGAGGUUGUACAUAGGAAGGCAGAGGUGAUGGAAGCAAAACUUGAAAAGCGAAUUCAGCGAAUCGAAGACCAAAUGCAAAUGAAAGUACAGACUAUUGUGAAGGAGAUGCUACUGACAGAGGGAAAAACUAUGACAGGACAUUCAAGAGUUUAUGCAAGCAUGGGUAAGUUCAGAACCACUGUUUUUGAAUACACAGGACGUAGCACAAGCACUCAACGGCACUUACGAUCAGGAUUGACCGCCUGACACUACCGUUAUGAUCUCUAUUAUGUCUGCAAAUAUACUUAUGCGUGCAAAAGAUCACUUUAUACCAUCUACUAACUAUCAUGGAGAAUUGUUUCUUGUUGACGAGGAGAAAAAUCACUCAUCCUUUAAAAUAUUGUCAACGGUAGCGUUUUCAUGCAUGAGGUUUAAGUGCAGUGGUUUGUCCAAUGUACCAGCUUCAGCUGGGUUAGUAUGAAUUUUAAAUAAAAGUUUUUUUUACCGAAAUGGGCAUUAGAGGUCGCGUGAAAUCUGACGCUCAGAAGAUGAAUUCCUGUUUUUUUUUUUUAAACAGAUUUUCAAGAAACCGUAGAAAGCUUUCCAGGUCAGCAUCCACGAGAAAGACGAAAUAUAGCCCCGACAGCUGGUGCUUUAUCUUUGCGGCAAAUUCGCCAGGAAAUCGACAAGAAAUUCACACAAGUGUGCAGCGCAGCUGAUAAGCUCUGUCAAACAGGUCAACAGGGACCUAAGGGAGAAAAAGGUGCCCUUGGAUACCCUGGAUACAAGGGAGAGAAAGGAGCUCCUGGGAAGAGCGGCCCUCGUGGUCCUAAAGGCCUCACGGGAACUCAAGGAAUCAGGGGAAAACAAGGGCCUACAGGGUCGCAGGGAUCCAAGGGAGAGAAAGGUGAAGAAGGAGCUGUUGGUUCUCGUGGAGCAAAAGGAGACACUGGACGUAUAGGCCCACCAGGAGAAGGAUCUAUUGGACUGAAAGGGAACAAAGGAAACAGGGGCUUUACUGGUAUUCAAGGACCAAAAGGCGAAUGUGUUGUUCCUCCCAAAAUAUUUGUUUCUCCGGAAUCUCAGUAUGUGUUUCUAAACAAGUCGGCAACUUUUUAUUGUUGGGUUCAAGGUGAAUCGUUUAAGAAAAUAACUUGGCGUAAGUUGGAAGGUAACGUGCUCCGUGAACUACGUUCAUCAAAUGGUAUUCUUCAUAUCAAUAAUGUCCAGAGGUCACACAUUGGAUCAUACUUAUGUACAGUCUUCACUAACUAUGGAGUAUUCCGAGCAGUGGCCAUUUUAGGAAUAAAAGGUACGGCACGUCAUAAUAGUUAUUUUUAUUCUUUUUUUGUUCUGUUUCUUUUUCUGCUCGCAUGGCUCUAUUGCAGUUUCGUUAUUGCGUUUUGGUAACCUGUUGUUGUAAAUAGAGACAAAGUUUUGCGUUCCUUUUUUUCACAUGAACGCGUAAUUUAAUUUUGUGUAAUACACAAUUCCAAGAAAUAGUGACUUCCUGUUUAAGACCAAGGGGCUUCCACCAGCUAUAAACUAUUUCAGCUGACGUUUGUGAUACUUAUUUGAUAAUUUUUUAAUUAUUUCAGUAUCUCCAAGCUUAUAUAUAUCGUUAUCAUAUGUCAUAAUGUUCAGCGGCAGGUUGUCAUUAUUUGCAUAAUUAAACAAUAGUCUCACCUAGCUGUUUUCCCAUAGUAGUUUCUUUAUUUCAUGCCGGGUCAGUAGCAGGGGCAUAGCUACCUGUACGCACGGUACGCACGUACGUAUCUGAAAAAGUCGUGUACUAAAGAGAUAUAUAAUGAUUAAAUAAUAAUAAAAUAAAAAGUUAAUUCUAAAAAGAAAGCAAAAUAUCUAAAGAUAAUUAUUUUAAGAGCACAGUUUGCCUUAAUUCAUUCAACUCAGGUUGUUUCUUUGAAAUGUAUAUUUUUUCUACAACAACGGACUUUUUUUCCCUCUCCACUAAAUGUCGGUUUCCCUAGAAACGAAGUAAAUCAUUCAGUAAUGGACCGAAUCUUGGAUAGCAUACACGUAUAUAUCUAGUGAAGAGCUGGCAGGCAUUUUUACUCAAACCGUUUCCUAACCGUUUAUGCACAUCGAUAAAUCCUGGGAACAACGACGAAGGCGACGGCAAUGAGCCCAGUAAGUAAAUGAAAAAAACAACAAAUAUUGCACGUCUAGCGCGCUUUUGGUGCAAAGUGAUUUGGCGAAUUCUGCGUACCUCUGAAAAAAUCCUGGCUAUGCUUCCGCAGUAGAACGCCUGAAACUUCACUCCAGAAACCAAUUUUAAAGUUUUCACCCGUUUGAGCUCAAAGUUUGCAGAAUAGUAGAACUUUGAUGUUUUGUAUAUAGUUUUAAGUUUUAGGGAAGAUGAUUAAUUUACAAAAUUAUGUAAUAGAUUAGUGCCAGUAAAGUAGGAAAGUGUCCUCAAUUAGAUAACUGUUAAGCUAAAUAUAUUGACACUAAAAUGAAGUUAUUAUUAUUAUAAUUGUUUUUUUUUUUUGCUUUAUGACGGGAAAAUUACGUGAAAAAAUUGACAGAAAAAUUCAAAUUUCAACUAAUUAAAAUAAAUUUGUUAGGACCACGACGCGACCAACUGAAAUGAGAUAAAAAAAAAUUGAAAAAGUCGAUUGUUUAUGAAGUUAUUCAGCUUUGAUUCUUUAAUUUCCCGCCAUUUUGUUACUUUUUUUAGGAACAUAUUAAGUACAUCUCCUUCGGAUCACAUGAGUAAAUUUUAACGCGACUUGCACGGUCGAGAGAAAAUUUGGUAUUAUUUGGAAACCUGGAUUUACGGACCUCUUAUAUCCAUUCUUAGAAAGGGAAAGAAAAAUUUGUACCUGACUUCGUUGUCUUUUAUUGAUGGUAAAGAAAUGUGUUAAAGGUGUAAUGCACAUACAGACUUGUAUUUUCGCUUUUUGUUUUUGAAGAAGUUCCCUUCGCCACUCGAUUGCCAAUGCUAAGAUAUAUCGAUCUUAUUAAUAAACUAAAACAUGCUUGAAAUCCAGUUUUGACUUUUUGAAAAUAGAGAGCUAGGAGUGGGCUGCUAAUCGCGUCAACGAUUGAUCUAAUUGAAGGCUUAAAUUUACCUACAGCAUCUCCGAUAAUAACAAGAAAGCCUCCGCCUUACGUAUAUGUGGAUGGAGGAUCCACCGUGAAGCUCUGUUGUGAGGCAGACGGUCAUUUGGUGUGGUCACGAUUAGGAACAGCUCUUGCCUCGCCUCCUUUUUUUCAGCAAGGUGGAUGUAUCACCAUAAUCAACCUGAACAGAGAAAACGCCGGAAAAUACAUUUGCCGUGCAACCAAUCAGUUUGGAAUAUCGGAGGCAACUUCUCAAGUAAUUUUGACAGGUGAUCAUCUCUAUUCAGUGUUAUUCUCGUAAAACGUUAUUUUUUGUUUCGUUUACACACUGUCUGGUGUCUGUAAGUAUCAUAUAACGGUGGCAAAUAUUUCUGCAUAUGACAAAACACAAUGUAUGGUUAAGAGAGUGUUGUUUUAAGGUGGCUCGACCCGGUUUUUUAGUACAACAGCUACUCUCUUUGAACACGAAAUGCAAAGGUGCCUCAAAGAUAAUAAAUCUCUGGUUGAAUGUUAUUGCCGCAACAACGAAACGUUUCAUAAACAAAGCUUUUCUCUUUUCUUCAAGGGCUGUCAUUUACACUGACUGCAUCGGAAGUAAACUUAGUUUUCAGCCAUCUCGCGUAUGAAAAUAUAAGAAAAAGCUUCACCCUAUUACCAAUAGUGUAAACUAAUAAAAAAUUAUUGUACAUUUUGUGGCACAGAUUGCUGCAUGCACAAUUCAAAGUUGGCAUAGUGAAAGUAUUCAAUGAAUUUAAACACCGUUUGCCUUCAUUUUCAGUUAUGUUGUAUUUUGCUUGAAAUUAAAAUUUCGUGGGAUUGAAUGAUAAUCAGAUGUGCAACAUAUUGAAUUAAUUAUAACUUUAGAGUAAUAUAAUUGUCACUGAGAAACCAAGUCGAGCCACUUAAGGGUGUUAGCCUGCGGGCAAACUCUCAACCGCUGGCGCGUAACUUCCUACCAUAUCUUCCAAAUGGAGAGAUUGCUAACUGACUAUAAGUCAGAGUGAUUUUAUCAUACUCUUUAGUCAAGAUUCCUUUAUCAUUGCCUUGCCAAGCCACAUUAGAUAUUAAUGUGUUUUUAUGCUGCCAACCCAUGAGGUUAUAACCGUCUUUAGGGGGUGAUAAUCCCCCCAAGUUAAGGGUAGUGAGUGAGAACCCGGGAUAUUGUCUUGAUCCUUACUCACUAUUUGUGCAUGAAAGAGAACUUUUUGGGCACAUUAAAGAAAACUACAGAAACUAA